Messenger RNA from Psylliodes chrysocephalus, 570 nucleotides. Lineage: Eukaryota; Metazoa; Arthropoda; Insecta; Coleoptera; Chrysomelidae. The record is from the annotation of a GenBank genome assembly.
UGCAACUGACACUUUGUCAACCAUGCGCUGUUAUAUUUGUGAACAGAACUCAAAAGAUUUUAAUAAACUAAAGAAAGUAAAUGUUGAAGCAUUACAAUACGAUUUUUUGAGUCCAUGCUCCACCUCGCCUAUAAGCUUCCGUUAAAAAAAUGGCAGGCAUGUACACCAGCAGAAAACAAAACUGUUAAAGAAACGAAAGAGUGAAUACAAAAGGAUUUUAGAGAACAAAUGAGAUUGCUAGUGGACGUACCUAAGGCAGGAUACGGUAACACCAAUGAUGGAAACAAAUCACGAAGAUUUGUUGCAGACCCAGAUACGUCUUCUCGAAUUAGUGGCAUUAAUGUGGACCUCAUCAAGCGAUUUAGAGUAAUUCUAAAAGAAAUUUCAAGUGGAUUCACCAUAAAUGCUGAAAAGUUUGCUGCUUAUGCCCACACAACAACAAUGUUGUAUAUUGAUUUGUAUGGAUGGCAUCCUAUGUCACCUACAAUUCACAAAGUAUUGAUCCAUGGAACUCAAUUAAUAAGACACGCAAAUUUUACCUAUUGGUCAAUUAACAGAGGAGGCGGCUGA